AUCAACCAAUCAACAUUACAUUGCUAAAAUUCGGGUUCAAAGUCCGAUAAAACUUCUUGUUGCAAAAUAAAUUGUAUUCAAAACUUUAAUUAAAGGCUCAAGCUCAUACAUACAAGAUGUUUACGCUCCGCCAAGUAGGCUGUAAUGCCAGGUCCAUCUUGGGCAGCAUCCGACAGAUGUCGGCGAGUGCUGGACCUCUGGUGGACGUAGCGGUGGAUAACGCCGGUGUCGCCACUGUCACUAUGCAGAGGCUACCCGUCAACAGUCUGAACUUGGACCUGUUGACUGAGAUGAACAAGACCCUUGAUGAUCUUGCUAAGAACAAGACUAGGGGCAUGAUAUUGACUUCUGCUUCACCAACAGUAUUCUCGGCUGGUCUGGACAUCAUGGAGAUGUACAACCCUGACUUCAAGCGGGCGGAGACCUUCUGGAACACCCUGCAGGAUGUGUGGCUCAAGCUCUUCGGCUCGGGAUACCCCACCGCUGCUGCCAUCAAUGGUCAUGCCCCAGCCGGCGGCUGUCUGCUAGCCCUGUCCUGUGAGUACCGAGUGAUGGCCACAGGCAAGUUCACCAUCGGCCUUAACGAGACGGCCCUGGGCAUUGUAGCCCCCACCUGGUUCAUUGACAGCAUGUGCAACACCAUCUCUUCGAGGGAGGCUGAGUUUGCUCUCACAACCGGGAGGAUGUUUUCUGUAGAUGAAGCUUUGAAGACUGGCCUGAUAGACGAGACGGCAGCCGACAAAGCUGGUACUAUUGAGAAAUGUAGAGGCUUCAUAAAGAAAUUCGAAAGGAUAUCGCCAAUGGCUCGCGCGGCCACCAAACAGAAAAUACGCGAAAUACCUCUGAGGAAACUGAUGCAGAACAGACAGAAAGAUACUGAGGAAUUCCUCAACUACUUGAAAAACCCAAUGGUACAGAAGGGUCUAGAAAUGUACAUUGCUAGUCUCAAGCAAAAAGCCAAGAAGUAAGAUAACAUAGCAAAUCAAUAACACUGCCAAAGUGCUUGUGAAUCCGAAAGAAAUGUUUGAUCCUAUGAUAGGCAAAUUAUUAACAGAUGUGUAAGUAUAGGAAUGUUAAAUGUAAGUACACUUGUUUUCAUAGUAUUUAUGUAUUGUAUACAAGUUUUUAGAUAGGAUUUUUUGAAGUAUUUUAAGAGCAACUAUGUUAUAUUUUAUGAUGAAGUGAAUAAACCUUUUUUAUUGAAACAAAAA
Molecule: messenger RNA, 1211 nt
Organism: Plutella xylostella (diamondback moth)
Lineage: Eukaryota; Metazoa; Arthropoda; Insecta; Lepidoptera; Plutellidae
Product: enoyl-CoA delta isomerase 1, mitochondrial
Biological process (GO): fatty acid beta-oxidation
Cellular component (GO): mitochondrion
Source: RefSeq, a predicted model, not a curated record